CUAUCAGUAUACUAUCCCAAAUUUAGAACACAUCAACACUUGUUUAACCGUGUCUGUCCUUUAACAACCUUGACUCGACUCGUAGAGAUGUAUUGUAUUUUAGCAUGGGCAAUUAUAGGCGCGGCGUCAGCCCUGUGCGGCCCGGAAACAUGCGCUGUUGUUGGGCCCUCAUUGCCAUUAAACUGUAAAGGGACAAUUAUUAAGAAUGGUGGAUAUUGUGGAUGUUACGAUGUGUGUGCCAAGCAAGCCGGCGAGUCGUGUCAGGCGAGACCAGGACUAGACGGGAGGUCGACUUACGGCACGUGUGAGCCAGGCCUGAUAUGUGUCCCCCACGGUGAGAUGGUCAGUUUAGGAUAUGGCCGCUGUCAUAUUCCUCGGACAACCCGAUGGUUGACCUCAAUGACCCAUAAUACUCCAUGCGAGCAGAUGAGGCGCGCGCGACUCCUUUCCAUGGCCGUCUGGCAGGGCGAGUGGACACCAGUUUGUGACGCCCUCGGUAACUUCUAUACCCACCAAUGUGACAAUAAAGGUCAAUGUUUCUGUGUGGAGACUCAUAGCGGCAAAAUGCUGACCGUCAAGACUCUGGGGGCAGUGGACUGUAGUGCUCAACAGGAAGUCACCAAAGAGGUCACCACCACCAUGAUACCAACCAAGGCACCCGCUGCCCGUUUCCUGGAUAUCAUGGAUAUGUCCCACAACACACCCUGUGAACAGCAGAGGAGAGCUCGUCUCAUGUCCAUGGUGGUAUGGCAGGGACAGUGGGUACCCGUAUGUGAUUCUCAGGGCAAUUACCUCCCGCACCAGUGUGACAAUAUGGGUCAGUGUUUCUGUGUAGAGACCCACAGCGGGAAAAUGCUGACCGCCAAAUCUGUGUCAGCCGUUGACUGCAGCAGUAAACCGGAAGUGGAUGGCGCCGUUCCUGAGUUACCAACCAAGGCGGUCUCUACCCGUUUCCUGGAUUUCAACAUUGACUGUGAACAUGAGAGGAGAGCUCGUCUCAUGUCCAUGGUUGUGUGGCAGGGACAGUGGGUACCCGUAUGUGAUUCUCAGGGCAAUUACCUCCCGCACCAGUGUGACAAUAUGGGUCAAUGUUUCUGUGUGGAGACCAUGAUGGGGACACUACUCACGGCAAAAUCUCACGGAACAGUGGACUGUACUGGAAAUCAAAGUUAGGUGGCACGGUCCCACCACUGUCAUCAACGAGAAAUAUGAAUCAUUAUCUCAAUGACUUCCGUUACUAAUUACAGAAACUGAUAAUAAAUGUUAAUAAUGAAAAUACAAUGAACUGAGCAUUUA
This is a messenger RNA of Mizuhopecten yessoensis (Yesso scallop), 1296 nucleotides long. RefSeq lists its product as uncharacterized. Lineage: Eukaryota; Metazoa; Mollusca; Bivalvia; Pectinida; Pectinidae. Gene Ontology annotation, cellular component: extracellular region. The record is from RefSeq and is a predicted model, not a curated record. The transcript is spliced from 8 exons. The coding region runs from base 88 to 1173 and encodes 361 amino acids.